AUGCUAUUUUUGACAGGAGCUGCUGGAAGACAAAAGAACCCAAGACUACUGGCGAAAAAAGCUAGAGAAGAAGCUGAAGCAAAAGCUAAAGAAGCUGAAGCAAAGAAAGAGUAA
Trichomonas vaginalis G3 is the source of this 114-nucleotide messenger RNA. RefSeq lists its product as uncharacterized. The transcript has a single exon. The record is from RefSeq and is a predicted model, not a curated record. Bases 1 to 114 code for a protein of 37 amino acids. NCBI's taxonomy places the organism in Eukaryota, Parabasalia, Trichomonadida, Trichomonadidae.